Molecule: messenger RNA, 818 nt
Organism: Neltuma alba
Lineage: Eukaryota; Viridiplantae; Streptophyta; Magnoliopsida; Fabales; Fabaceae
Exons: 2
Coding region: 47-460 (137 amino acids)
Biological process (GO): intracellular protein transport; endoplasmic reticulum to Golgi vesicle-mediated transport
Cellular component (GO): endoplasmic reticulum membrane; endoplasmic reticulum
Source: RefSeq, a predicted model, not a curated record
UAACUGACACAGUACAGUUGAAGGACAUUCUGGCGCAAGAGAGAAGAUGAUACAGCCUUUGUUUGGUCUUGUGAUGGUGGAAAUGGCGUUGGUCAUGACGAUGUCGUUUGGGAGUCCGAUAAGGAAACUGGUGGUGAAAGGGCUUGACUUAUUGAAGCAGGGAAGAGGGCGGCUGGUCUCCAAGACGGUGGCGGCCACCAUGCUUGUGGUGUUUGGCUCAACACUUUAUACGUUAACCAACAUUCAAAAGCGCGUUCACGAGACCGGCGUUCUUGGCCAUACCGAUGAAGUUCUCAUCGCGCAGCGUCUCUUGGAAGCUUCUCUUAUGGGGUUCUGUCUAUUCCUUGGGUUGGUGAUAGACCGACUGCAUUACUAUAUAAGGGAGAUUACUGCUCUGAGGAGAAGUUUUGAACUACAAAAUAUGAACCACAAUCAUGAACAAUCCAAGCGCAGAAGGUGAGAAGAAACAAGGAAGUCGAAGGUUAAGUAGUAACUGGAAAAAAGGCAAAAUUAAUUAUCUAAUUCCAAAUUGCAUCACACACACACACACACACACACACACACACACACACACACACAGACACACACACCUUACUGCAAGUUUGUUAAUUAUUACUACAUGAAUAAAAGAGUGAUGUUGCACCAUGAAGUUCGCUUAUUUUAGCUGUUAUUUCACCGUUAAAGAAACGUAGUAAAUAUGUGUCCUUGCAAUUGGGUAAGAUAUGAUUAUUUUAUGAUGUGAACUGUGUUUCAUGAUUCUUUGAUAAAAAUAGUUAAAGUAAUUUGGAAGAUACUUAGCUCAAUAGUCAAGUUUCAUA